UGCUCGGAAUGGAGUAUAUUUUUAAGAAGGAGCGUCGCACAUUUGGAUCACGGGUGCAUUUCGAGGACAAGGAUGAGGUGGUAUUCAGCGAGAACUCCAAUCCCGAACUGGUCAAGAGCUAUAUACUUAAGAAUCCCGUGGACCGUUCCACACAAUAUGCUGGGCAGACAUCGCUGAGCGUUGCCAACACGGAGCGGGCUACAUAUAAGAGCACGGGAAUCACGCACAAUGAGGGCGGCUGGCCGAAGGACAUCAAUAUGCAUGACCCGGAGCAGACGGUGCGCUACAAGCGCAAAAUCGAAAAGGAUGACAAUUACAUAACGCAAGUGAUGAAUCUCACAAAGCCCAUGGAGCACUAUAUACACCAGAAUAACGCUGUCAACAUCUAUGAGAAUUACUUUGAGAAUAUGGAGCCGGCACCGCUGCCAGAAGCUUGCAAAUCGCGCACCGUAAACGUCUAUCGUGAUCCCAAUCCGAUAAAGGUGCCCGUUAAGCACCUGUCCUGGUCGCCGGACGGUGGCAUUAAAAUGGCAGUCAGCCAUUGUGAUAUGAAGUUUCAGGGCGACAAGACCGGACAGCGCUGCAAUUCGUACAUUUGGGAGGUGGAGAACCCAAACGAACCGUUUCUAACGCUGGAGCCGAAAGUGCCUUGUGUGUGUCUUGAGUACAAUCAAAAGGAUCCAACCAGCCUGGUCAGCGGCAUGUACAACGGCCAAGUGGCCGCCUGGGAUACGCGACACGGCAAGCAUCCGGUAAUGAUUAGCGAACGCGAAGUGUGCCAUCGCGAUCCAGUCAAUUCGGUGCUCUGGAACAACUCCAAGAGCGGCACCGAGUUCUUUUCAGGCGGCUCCGAUGGGCAGGUGCUCUGGUGGGAUACACGCAAACUCAGCGAACCUCUGGAUCGACUGCUUAUGGAUCCCGUUAAAGGUGAUGAGCAGGAUUUAUCGCGCUCCUACGGCAUCUCAGUACUGGAGUAUGAGACCACAAUACCGACUAGAUUCAUGGCUGGCACCGAGAUGGGCAUGCUCUUCUCAUGCAACCGCAAGGGCAAAACGCCCACGGAAAAGAUACAAAUCCGGAUGAUGUGCCACUUGGGACCUGUUUAUGCCAUCACACGCAAUCCAGCUUUUGUAAAGAACUUCCUUACCGUGGGCGAUUGGUGUGCGCGCAUCUGGUCUGAGGACUGUCGUGAGAGCUCAAUUAUUUGGACCAAGAGCAGCUCCUCCAUGUUGACAGACGGCGCCUGGAGUUACACCAAGGUCUCCCAGUUCUUUAUUACUCGCAUGGAUGGUGUGCUGGACACAUGGGAUCUGCUGCAGCAGCAGAAUGAGCCGGUCCUAACGGUAAAGGUCUGUGAUGAGCCGCUCUACUGCGUGCGGACCAACGAGAACGGAAAAUUCGUCAGCUGUGGCAGUAAAUUGGGUGCAACAUUUCUAAUAGAGGUUUCCGACAAUAUGGUCAUGUCGGCCAAGAAUGAUAAGCCGCUGCUAACUGCGAUGUUUGAGCGCGAAAAUCGACGCGAGAAAAUCUUGGAGGCCAAGUCAAGGGAGAGCAAACUGAAAAUAAAGGCCAAUCAUGGCCAGGAACAAGCCGAUCUAACUAUGCUGAAUGGCAAGAUUAAUAUGGCGCCAUUUGCCAGCGCCUGCGAACAAGCAGCCAGUGAAUACUUUGCCGCUGUGGAGCAGGAGCGUCUGCGCCGACUGCCCGGAGGCGGAGGCAAGCGUAGAGGAUGUGGAGGAGGUUGAUGUCUCAGAGGCGGAAAGCUCGAAAGCUUAAAUUUGAAAUUGUUAAUAACUACUUGUUGAGUUAAUAGUUAAUAAAGAAUA
Drosophila montana is the source of this 1826-nucleotide messenger RNA. It is a transcript of the gene Dnai2, whose product is annotated as dynein, axonemal, intermediate chain 2. The record is from RefSeq and is a predicted model, not a curated record. Gene Ontology annotation, biological process: outer dynein arm assembly; cilium movement. The transcript has 5 exons. Gene Ontology annotation, cellular component: outer dynein arm. Lineage: Eukaryota; Metazoa; Arthropoda; Insecta; Diptera; Drosophilidae. Bases 9 to 1745 code for a protein of 578 amino acids. Gene Ontology annotation, molecular function: dynein heavy chain binding; dynein light chain binding.